Messenger RNA from Bombina bombina (fire-bellied toad), 1137 nucleotides. RefSeq names its product 3 beta-hydroxysteroid dehydrogenase/Delta 5-->4-isomerase type 1-like. The coding region runs from base 1 to 1137 and encodes 378 amino acids. Gene Ontology annotation, molecular function: 3-beta-hydroxy-Delta5-steroid dehydrogenase (NAD+) activity. The record is from RefSeq and is a predicted model, not a curated record. Gene Ontology annotation, biological process: steroid biosynthetic process. NCBI's taxonomy places the organism in Eukaryota, Metazoa, Chordata, Amphibia, Anura, Bombinatoridae. The transcript has 3 exons.
AUGGAGAAGGCAUUGAGUGGUUUGUGCUGUCUGGUAACAGGAGCUGCUGGAUUUCUUGGGAAGAGAAUUGUGCUGCUCCUGAUGGAGGAAGACCUGGCUGAGAUCCGUGUCAUGGACAGAAGCUUUAGCACAGACUUCCUGAGCAUGUGUGAGAAAUUUAAGAAGACAGCGUCAGUGAAGCUACUACAGGGGGAUAUUCGUGAUGAAGAGUUUUUACUCAGUUGCUGCCGAGAGGUAGACCUGGUUAUACACGCAGCAUCUGUGAUAGACACUUUAGGCCAGAUAAGUAAAGAUGUGCUAAUGGCUAUCAAUGUGACCGGGACUCAGAACCUGUUGGAGGCUUGUGUUCACAACAAUGUGCCUUAUUUCAUAUACACCAGCAGUGUGGAAGUGGUUGGCCCUAAUAGCAGAGGAGAUCCAGUAUUUGAUGGAAAUGAGAACAUGGUAUAUGAAAGCAAACUGAACUUUCCCUAUGGACAAAGUAAGAUGUUGGCAGAACAGAGUGUUUUGAAGGCCAAUGGUAGGGUACUCAAAGAUGGAGGAACCCUCAUCACCUGCUCCUUGAGGCCCAUGUACAUCUAUGGAGAGGGAUCACAGUUCCUUCAGCUGCACCUUGACCAAGCUAUACUGAAUAAUGAUGUCUUUCACAGACAGUCCAGAAAAGAAGCUCUUGUGAAUCCAGUUUAUGUGGGGAAUGUUGCCUGGGCUCAUAUACAGGCUGCUAGAGCACUGACAGAUUCAGAAAGAGCCAAAAAGAUUGCAGGCAACUUUUACUACAUCUCAGAUGACACUCCUCAUUUGAGCUACUCUGACUUCAACCACACUCUGGGCAAGGAGCUAGGACUGGGAGUGGAGCCGAGAUUGGUUCUUCCUUUCCCUCUGCUCUACUUUGUGGCUUUCCUGAUGGAGAUUCUCAGCUUUGUUCUCAAGCCAGUUGUAACAUUUGUUCUGCCUUUCAACAGACAUCUCUUGAUCCUGGUCAACACUCCAUUCAUCUUCUCAUACAAGAAGGCGCAGAGAGAUAUGGAGUAUACACCGCGAUAUAGCUGGAUGGAGUGCAAGAAUUUUACAGCAACAUGGAUAGCAUCUGCUCUACCAGUGCGCAAGGAGGUCUUAAACAAGAAAAAGCAAAACUGA